Hemibagrus wyckioides is the source of this 3508-nucleotide messenger RNA. RefSeq names its product F-box protein 8 (gene fbxo8). Lineage: Eukaryota; Metazoa; Chordata; Actinopteri; Siluriformes; Bagridae. The transcript is spliced from 6 exons. Bases 337 to 1299 code for a protein of 320 amino acids. Gene Ontology annotation, biological process: regulation of ARF protein signal transduction. The record is from RefSeq and is a predicted model, not a curated record. Gene Ontology annotation, molecular function: protein binding; guanyl-nucleotide exchange factor activity.
AGGAGGCGUGGCAGAGGGGCUUAAAGCUGGUCUCAGUGUCAUAGUACAGAGUGUCUCAGACUAUAGUGGAGUUUGUGGAGCUUAAACGCCGGCGUUUCUGCUGGAAAUGCGCUCUCCGUGUGACCAAAGAGUGUGAAGGACAUUUUCGCUCUAUAACCGAUCAGACCAGCGCUGUUGUUUCGUCGCGGCGGCGGUAGAAUUAAUCAAUAACAACACACAGGUGGGUUGGUGCAGCUAUGAGCCUGACGACAAUACUAGUUAAAGUGACAGCUGGAGCAACCAAUCACGAGGCGUAUCGGCUUGACGGAUCCGCGUUCUAGCCAAUGAGGUCUGCAGAUGGGUCAGGGCCUGUGGAGGGUGGUGAGGAACCAGCAGCUGCAGCAGGAGUACAGCGAGCAGUGUUACCUCCAGCGCAGUGAGCGUCGUCGCAGGAUGGCGCCGCUGCUGAGCGAGACACCCACGCAGUCGCGGCGCACACUGCAGUGUCACGCCGACCUCGGGCAUUUGCUGCGCGCACGCAAGGCCAAAGAGGAGCAGGGCUUCAUCGACCUGGACAUGCUGCCCCCGGAGCUCAGCAUCACCAUCCUGUCCUACCUGAACGCCACCGACCUGUGCCUGGCCUCCUGCGUGUGGCAAGAACUGGGCAAUGACGAGUACCUGUGGCAGGGUUUGUGCAAGUCCACUUGGGGUCACUGUUCCAUCUACAACCGUCUCCUUCCCCCCGGUUUCUCCUACCGAAAACUCUACAUGCAGCUCGAUGAAGGAAGUUUGACGUUCAACGCUAACCCUCAGGAGGGUAUCACUUACCUCAUGUCCAAAAGCAUUCUUGUGGACCAUCCGAAGGAAAUCGCCAAGUUCAUAUUCUACACCAGAACGCUGAACUGGAAAAUGCUGCGUAUUUAUCUUGAUGAACGCCGAGACGUGCUGGACGAGCUGGUCACACUACACAACUUCAGUAACCAGUUCCUCCCCAACGCGCUGAGGGAUUUCUUCAGACACAUUCACGCGCCUGAGGAGCGUGGCGAGUACCUGGAGACGCUCAUCACCAAGUUCUCACACCGUUUCUGUGCCUGUAACCCCGCGCUGGUGAGGGAGGUCGGCCUCACGCCUGACGCUGUGUACGUGCUGUGCUACUCGCUCAUCCUGCUGUCCAUCGAUCUGACCAGCCCACACGUCAAGAACAAGAUGUCCAAGCGCGAGUUCAUCCGCAACACGCGCCGAGCCGCGCAGAACAUCAGCGAGGACUUUGUGGGUCACCUGUACGACAACAUUUAUCUGAUUGGCCAUGUGGCUGCCUAGCAGAUCUUGAACACACUCACACUCUCUCUCUCACACACACACACACACACACACACACACACACACACAUACACAGAGGCACUGGCCAAUGAAACACUCAGCUACGGCACUGAUGCGCGUUCUGCUAAUAGGAAGGGGGUCGAGGAUGGAGAGGCGUCCUAACACUGAGGUAUAGAGGCGUGUAGGGAAUGCUAGACAUACACACACGCGAAACAUGAGUUACCUUAAGCAACCCGUGGCAGGAAAGGGUAGCAACACACACACACGGCUUAAAACCGCAGAGCCUUGUACUGUAGCCACAUGAAGCUAAAUGCAGCCGUGUCAUCGUCAUUUUUAAUCUGAAUAUUUUAGACCAGACUGCGAGAUUAUUUUUCCACUCAGUGAAUGUCUGUUCUCUGCAUCCGUUUCCUGUGUGUGUGUGUGUGUGUGUGUGGUUUUUGUUUUUUUCCUUGAUCUGGUUCAAUCCGGAUUGAAACGAAGGGCCCUCGAUGCUUUUCUCAAACACCCCCCACCCCACCCCAACCUGGUGAUGAAACACUAAUCAUCGGCUUGACGUUGUUGCACCGCUAUACUCCGACACGGAUAUGAAGAUUCACGAUCACAUGAUCAGCCCCAACGUCGUCACCUGACGGGCUCCGGGUUCCGGAUUCCUUCUCCUCUGGGGGGGGGGGUUCUUUCUGCAUCCCAGCUGUAUUCCCCGGAUCCCACGGGAUGAAGCUCUUCCUGAAGAUCAUACAAAGGAACAGUUUUAUUUAUUUCCUCGAUCCGUCCGAGCUUGACCCCGUUGUGUGUGUACACGUUGCUUCCUAAAGAGGUGUGGACGCGAUGGGAAUGCCUCGCCCUGCCUCGCCCGGUCUCGCCUCGCCUCGCCCUCACACCCCACCCCCCUUCUUCCUGCUGCCUGUAUAAACUGUCUCUGCUGCUUCUGCUGCGUAACGCGAGCGAAUAUCUCACACUGUCACUGUUACUGUUCUGUUGAUGAAGAGCACUUUAACCCCAUGUUUCUCGUAAGAUUCGCGUAUAAUCUCUGAAUCCCUCCUCCUUUCUAACCCAGGGGUCGAUGCACAUCUGAAGGAGCUCCACACUAGUGCCAAUAGCAACGCCGAGGCGUGUAACACACUGACGUGACUUCACACGUAGUAGAAAAUUAUAUGAAUGAUGGGACUCGUUUUAUUUGCACAUCAUGUACAUAUAUAAGUAUAGAGGUUUAUAUAGAAAUCUAAUUUUAUUUUUAAAAUAUUUUAGCUAAUUUUUUUUUUUUUUGAGGGUUUUUCUUUCCCUUAUUUGAUAGGAUGACUUCUCUUUGCACUUCUGAAAAUGUUUGCCACGUGUGUCUCUCUCUCUCUCUCAUAUAUAUUUCUGUCUCUCACACACACAUCAUUGAUGUUGUCCAUCAUGCAAAUGAAUACUAAUGAUGCAAACAAAAAUCUGGGAUUUAUAUUUUAUGUUAAUUUUUUUUUCCAUUUCCUUCCCUGCAAAUCGUUCUGCCGGUGUUCGGAGAAAAUAUUGGACUAUUUGGGAAAAAAAUCUUGUCUUUAUUUAUCUAGAUUUUGCAUUAUUAUUAUUAUUAUUAUUAUUAUUAUUUUUAUUUUUUUUUUUCUUACAUGUUUAGUAGGCAUGUGCCACUAUAUUUUUAUUAGAUUUUACAACACGUAGCAUCUCGACAUGCUGGAAAAGGAUGUCUCGGGAUUGUCGUUUGAAAUGCUCAUCACUUCUCCUGCGUGUGAUUUAUCCAAGCUGAACGCAGAGGAGAGCCGAGAGUAAAUAACUGUCACAUGCACUAGAAGUGAAGAUGCCAGACAUCAUUCACACGCUUUUGUUUUUGUUUUGUUUGUUUUUCCCCAAAUAUUAUGAUCAUGGAAUUAUAAUAAAAAUAAUUCUUUUUUAAAUCUAAUACCGGCACAUGCCUAUUAAUUCCAAUGAAAAUAAAAUACUAUCCCAGAGGCCUUAAAGGGGACAGAAGAAUAAAAGAUGGUCAGAAAUAAAGUGAAUUAAAAACCCAUAACAAUGAAACUUUUUGUUUGAUUAAAUUUAUUUAAUAACAAAAAGAAAUUAGCAUAUAAUUAUGGAAAGAUUUCUGAAUGACAACACUGGAUUAAAUACUUAUAGAUUGUAUAAAAAAAAUUUAAUUGUAUUAAAAACUGUCCUGUGUUUGGUGUGGAUUUUUUUUUUAUCUGUCUGUCUGUCUGUCUAUCUGUCCAAUAGCUAU